UCCGGUUUCCACUAUCGAGUCUGACCCCCGGCUAGAGCAGAGGUCUGCUUCCCCCAGAAGACAAACUAUCUUUGGUCCUUUUUUCCUGAGAAGAGCAAGGGUAUCCCCCUCCUCUCCAUGUGUGAUCCCUGAUGGGCAGCUGGUCUCGCAGUGCCGUGCUGGAGCUCUACAGGGCGCUGCUCCGGGCAGGCCGACACCUUCAGUACACAGACCGGAAUUACUAUCGCCGCGCCGUGGCUCGCGAGUUUCGCCGCUGCCAGGCACUGACGGUCCCAGAAGAUAAGGAGGAGGCCCUGAAAAGGGGCCGGUUCUUUCUCAGCAGCCGACUGGGUGGGCUUAUGUAG
This is a messenger RNA of Haplochromis burtoni (Burton's mouthbrooder), 344 nucleotides long. Its product is annotated as MIEF1 upstream open reading frame protein-like. The coding region runs from base 132 to 344 and encodes 70 amino acids. The record is from RefSeq and is a predicted model, not a curated record. The transcript is spliced from 2 exons. Lineage: Eukaryota; Metazoa; Chordata; Actinopteri; Cichliformes; Cichlidae.